AUUUUGUGAAUGAAAUGAUUUGAUGCUUCUAUUCUACUUUCAGCAUUUUGUUCUAUACACUAUCUUUUGCUGUAUCAACAGGCUAUUUGAGUUAUUUGUGAAUAUCUUGGAUCUUCUUGUUCAAAAAGCUCGGAUUGAAGGUAACCUUGACACAGACAUUAUUGACUUGAAAGCUAAUGUCAUUAAACUGAAAGAGACUCCAAAAAAUGUCUAUGUUGAUCAAAUGUACGGGGCUUCAACUGUUCUGUACACAUUCAUCUUGGAUCGUGGGGUUUCAUGGGAGUUGGAAAAUACCAUGCUGAAUGAGAAGCAGAAAGCUGGAUUUGGCUCAUAUGGUGAUGGCUUCUACAAGUCCAAGAGGGAAUGGUUGGGAAAACGUCAUGUAAUUUUAUCAUUUCAAAGUUCUGCCCCGGCUAUGUAUAAGAUAGUUCGUCCCACUACCAAAGAAUCACCUCGGGAUAUGCAUCUGACAGAAUUAACUAGAAAAUAUUCAAAAGUUUCAUCUUUAGAGGCGGCCAAUUUACUAAGUUUGUAUAUAUUUAGUGUAGUUUUAAAAUGUUAUCUUUGACAUAGUUGUUAAUAGUUUUUAAUUUGAGAAAAUAAGAAUUAUCUAGUUAGAUGUUUUUGUUGUGUUAUUUUUAGAGAUGUGGGAACUGUGGCAUCACCUAAUAAUUCCUUGCAUAUGACUUAUCUUGUGUUUUUUAUUUUGCAAUUACUCUAACCAUAGAUAAGAUGAGAGCAGUGAAAUUAUUCAUGCAAGUGAUACUAUUAGAAAAAACUGAACUAAUAAUAAAACAAGCAUAAGGUUCCUUUGCAAAUCUAAUUAUGCUAGUCCUAGAUAUUAGAAAUUGGUCAGAAUUGAAUAAGGGCAAAUGGGAUAAGAUUCCACUUUUACACUCUCUUAUUAAUCGAAAUAGGUCCUUAAUUAAGAUGGUUGAUUCUGUUUCUCUUAUUGGUAAUUUACCCUUAAUCGAAAUUGGUCAUGAUUGAAUAGGGGCAUGAAUUCUGAGUAAAUAUGUGCUUUUAGGUUCUAUUGUGUGACUGAAUUAUGGUAUGUUUAUUAAUGCUGGGUUGAAAGAAUAUUUAAACUUUAUAUUCAGUUCAAGUUGGU
This is a messenger RNA of Trifolium pratense (red clover), 1111 nucleotides long. RefSeq names its product protein FORGETTER 1-like. The transcript has 5 exons. The coding region runs from base 23 to 568 and encodes 181 amino acids. Gene Ontology annotation, cellular component: nucleus. Gene Ontology annotation, molecular function: histone binding; chromatin DNA binding. Lineage: Eukaryota; Viridiplantae; Streptophyta; Magnoliopsida; Fabales; Fabaceae. The record is from RefSeq and is a predicted model, not a curated record. Gene Ontology annotation, biological process: regulation of DNA-templated transcription.